Molecule: messenger RNA, 4854 nt
Organism: Beauveria bassiana ARSEF 2860
Lineage: Eukaryota; Fungi; Ascomycota; Sordariomycetes; Hypocreales; Cordycipitaceae
Product: Sec7 domain-containing protein
Exons: 4
Coding region: 1-4854 (1617 amino acids)
Biological process (GO): regulation of ARF protein signal transduction
Molecular function (GO): guanyl-nucleotide exchange factor activity
Source: RefSeq, a predicted model, not a curated record
AUGAGCCGCGAUGCCAAGCUUCCUCCCGCAGCCAUGGAGCCCAAUCUCCCCGUCGGGCCGCCUCUAGAGGCUGAGAUUCUGCACAUUGACGCUCCUCGAAUGCAGUAUCGCAGCCGUCCUGUCUCUGUCGCCGUCGACCCCGUCUCUCUCGUCAUCUCCGAAUGUAUAUCGAUCACUUCGGCAAUCCAGAAGCAUGCCCGCUCACCGCACUCGUCCGUCUCGGCCAUUCUAGGCGGCAACCCCAAUCCCAUUAGCCUUGGGGCGCCGAGCUCCAGCUCCAAGCCCAGGCGCAAGUCACACGCAGGGGGCCCUGGCUCCGACAAUCAGGAUCUUACAAUAAACACAAGAUGGGGUCUUCGCGGGCAAAAGGGCAAGAGCAUGCAGGACGAUCCCAUGAUAUCGGGGUUUGGUGCCUUGCGUCACGAUAUUGCUGGCGUCAAAGAUAUUCGCACCUUUGAUGCGCCGGCACUUCUCGCUCCUUUUCUACUAGUCAUUCAAGCAAAGGGCACCGCCGCGCCCAUUACGAUCCUCGCCCUCGGAGCGCUCCGAAAGUUUCUGGCAUACGGCUUCGUCUGCGCCAGCUCGCCACGUUUUGCGCUUGCUAUGCAGUCUCUAUCCUCUGCUGUAACACAUUGCCAAUUUGACGUCAGCGAUUCGGCGCAGGGAGAAGUUGUUCUUCUCAUGAUUCUCAACCUCAUGGAGGACAUGAUGUCCGGCCCAGGUGGUGACAUACUGAGCGAUGAGAGCGUCUGCGACAUGAUGGGCCGUGGUCUCGCCAUCUGCUCUCAGCCGCGCUUCUCCCCUGUCCUGCGCAGAACUGCCGAGGCUGCCAUGGUCAGAAUGUGCCAGAUCAUUUUUGAGGAUGUGAAGCACCUCGACGUUGAAAUCCGCGACGAGUCCGAUGCCUUUGACCAAAAGGAUGAUACCUUGCACAUGGAGACACAUGCAUCUGCCACCACUCCUGAACAGCGCGACUCGACGUCAACACCGACGCCCGAAGAGUCCCAGAAACAGCCAGUCGCGAUCGACUCCGAACAAGACAAACAAGCUACCGCGGCUGCUGAGCCCAAAAAUGACGGUGGGAGUGAAGCGAGCGAUGAUUCGGAGUCAGUGGACUUGAAACCGUACUCAUUACCGUCCGUCCGCGAGCUUUUCCGUGUUUUGGUCAAUUUCCUGGACCCGAAUGACAGACAUCACACCGACACCAUGAGAGUCAUGGCGCUUAGAAUCAUUCACGUGGCUUUUGAAGUAGCUGGGCCUUUUAUUGCGCGACAUCCUGCUCUAGCAACUAUCGCAGAGGACAAGCUGUGUUCUUAUUUAUUCCAGCUAGUUCGAUCGGACAACAUGGCCAUCCUCCAGGAGUCUCUCAUCGUCGCAGGAACGAUGCUUGCCACGUGCCGCGGCGUUUUGAAGCUGCAGCAGGAGUUGUUCCUUUCUUACCUGGUGGCCUGCUUGCAUCCUACCGUUCCCAUCCCUCGUGAUAUGGGCAUCGAGGCUUCUCUUUUCGCAGGUAUUCCGGAAACGCCAAAGCUUGUCAAGCCCCCAUCUUCUCAAGCUGGUAGCGGCCGUGCCACACCGGUCCCUGUUAAAGACAGACAAAAGCUUGGUUUAGAAGGUGGCUCACGCAAGCCAGAUGCUAGACAGGCCAUGGUUGAAAGCAUUGGUGUGCUUUCACGGAUGCCUACGUUUAUGGUCGAACUUUUCGUCAACUAUGACUGCGACGUUGACAGAGCUGACUUGUGCGAGGACAUGAUUGGGCUGCUUUCUCGUAAUGCUCUGCCCGACUCCGCCACUUGGAGCACCACAAGUGUUCCUCCCCUCUGUCUCGAUGCUCUUUUGAGAUAUAUUCAGUUCAUCGCUGAGCGACUGGACAAGAAUCCUGUCACAGAUGGCUAUGUUCAGUCUGAUGUUCUGCGAGAGCAGCGCCGGAGAAAGAAGAUCAUUAUCAAAGGUACGAGCAUGUUCAAUGAGAAACCAAAGAAUGGCCUUGGAUAUCUGGAGGCGCAAGGCAUUUUGAACAGCGCGCGGGAUCCUAAAGAAGUGGCUGCAUUCUUGAAAGAAACGUCACGAGUGUCCAAAUCUGUUCUUGGCGAAUAUCUCUCAAAGACUGGAAACGAACAAGUCCUUAAAGAAUUUUUGGAUCUCUUUGACUUUUCCGGAAAGCGCCUCGACGAAGGACUUCGACUACUCUUGGAGUCUUUUCGUCUCCCUGGUGAAGCACAGCUCAUUGCCAACAUUGUCGAAAGCUUCUCUGAGAAGUACUGUACCUGCGAUACUCCUGAGCAGGUUGCGAACAAGGAUGCCGCUUACGUCCUGAGCUAUGCAAUUAUUUUGCUGAAUACCGACCAGCAUAACCCCACCAUCAAGGCCAAUAGGCGCAUGACUGUUGAAGAAUUUUCACGAAAUCUUCGCGGCGUCAACGAUGGCAAGAACUUUUCGCCCGAAUACCUUUCUGACAUUUAUGACUCGAUCAAUUCGAAUGAAAUCAUCCUGCCAGAUGAGCACGAUAAUCAGCACGCGUUCGACUACGCUUGGAGGGAGCUUUUGUUGAAGACCGAGCCAGCCGGCAAUCUCGUUCUCUGUGACACGAAUAUCUACGAUGCCGAUAUGUUCGCAGCAACAUGGAAACCGAUCGUUUCUACCCUUUCAUACGUCUUCAUGUCUGCCAGUGACGACGCCGUCUUCGCCAGAAUAGUAACUGGUUUUGACGAAUGUGCUCGUAUUGCCGCCAAAUACAAUAAUGUGGAGGCCCUCGACCAGAUCGUCUACUGCCUCAGCUAUAUGACGAAACUAGCAACAGACACAACGUUCAACACAGCACUGAACACGGAGGUCCAGGUAGGCGAGACCAGUGUCAUGGUAAGUGAGUUGGCUGUCAAGCUUGGCCGUGACUUCCGCGCUCAGCUUGCCACGCUCGUUCUCUUCCGUGUCGUUACUGGCAGUGAGCACAUCAUCAAGAAUAGCUGGAAACAUAUCAUUCGUAUAUGGGUCAACCUUUUUGCAAACUCGCUGGCGUCCCAGUUUGGCUCACCUGACCUUCCUGCUCUUGGCCUGCCCAACAUUCCUCUUCAGUCGCCGUCGCAGGUUAUUGACCGCGGAGCGCGGUCGCCCGAGACUGGUUUCUUCUCUGCAUUCACCUCAUACAUCUCCAGCUACGCGGCAGAUGAUCCUCCCGAGCCAUCAGAUGAGGAGCUAGAGAGCACUUUGUGCACGGUCGACUGCAUCAACUCCUGCAAACUCGGAAAUGUCUUCCAAAACGUUGCAAAACUACCUGUUGCUACUACGAAGCUGAUUGUCUCUGGUCUUCUUGGCCAGCUCCCAGAUGAUGACAGCGCAACGAUCAUGAGCGUCAAGCAAGACAAUAUACCGAAUCCACCUCCCAGUGGGCACAUAGCAGCGUCGGGGCCUCUCAAGUAUGAUCCUUCGGUUGCAUAUAUUCUCGAAUUCGCUACGAUUUUGGCUACCAGGGACUCUGAGUCAGUCGAAGAAAUGGCGGAGCUUGUCUUCCAAACGGUGCAAGGAAUAUUGCGCCACUCAUCUCAGUGGCAUGCCAUCACUGUUUCUCGGGCUGUCUUUUACGGACUACGUAUACUGAAGGACGGAUACGAUCACGAGAUUGUCAAUGUUCCCAGACUACUCCACACCAUUUCGGGCCUACCUCAGGAUGUGCUUGCCAGGACUUCAAGCACUAUUCUUAAUGGUUUGGCUGCUUGUACCGAGGAACCAGGUCCUUUGCGAAGCGAAAUGAUGACAUCGCCUGACUUUUGGGCAACACUUCGCGUUCUCGCCACCAGCCGCGAAUCUGCGGCGCAAGUCUUUGAGAUACUCGAGAAAGGAACGUCUGGUUCUCCUCCGGCCAUCAUGGCAGACAAUUACAUGGCGGCUGUUGCUCUGCUCGACCAAUUUGCCUCGAGCGCGAAUCCACUGGCCUCACCAGAGAAGCAAGCAGAGCAAGAAAGGCGGCGUCACGACGCGUCACGAAGAGAAGCCAAGGUUGACAAAGCAGCAGUUGAACGUGGCUGCAAAGCUAUUGACAGCCUCUACAGUAUGACUGCCAUUGUGCCGCAGCUAAUACAGCAGUCGCAGCUGGAAAGCGGUGAAGCCUGGUCCGCAUACUGGCUGCCCAUCUUUCAAUCCAUGAUGCAUCAGUGUGGAAAUCCGUGCCGAGAGGUUCGCCAGCUGGCAUUCUCUUCGCUACAUCGCUCGCUCCUCUCAGCGAAACUUACCACCAACGACCCGCAGGAAUGGACAGCUAUUUUCAGCAAGGUCCUGUUCCCCCUCAUUCUUCGCCUGCUGAAGCCUGAGGUGUUUUCGGCCGAUCGUGAUGGCAUGAGCAAGCUACGCGUGCAGGCUACGUCCUUACUUUGCAAAGUUUUCCUACACUAUCUAACGCUGCUCGCUGAAUGGGACGGGCUGCUGCCUUUGUGGAUUAAGAUUAUUGAAAUCAUGGACCGUCUCAAGAAUAGCGGACAAGGUGACACUCUGGAGGAAGCCGUUCGAGAGAAUCUUAAAAAUGUGAUCCUCUUCAUGGAGAGCAACGGAGUCUUGGUGCCCCAGACGGAAGACUCCACUAAAAAAGAGAUGUGGAAGGAGACCUGGAAGCGUGUGGACCGAUUCUUGCCGGAUCUGCGAGCCGAAAUAGCACCCGCGCCAGACGAGCCGGAACCCAAGCCGACGGGUGGCGCAAAUGAUGCCGUGGCAAGCGCAGAAGUCGAUGCUCCGCAGGAGGCAGGGGGCCAAGAGGAGACAAAGGUUGGCCAAGAUGCCACCAAGGCAGGCCCAGAUGAGGGGCGGGCUACUGAAGAAACACAGCAAGUCGAACAGGCGGAUAAAGAGGAGCAAGAUGUGGACUGA